UUGAACCUUUCAGCUGGCAUAGUGAGGGGGCAUCAGGAAAACAGCAGUGGACAAAGUGCGCGGCGUACGAAGAGAAAGCAUAGCGCGAGGACCGAACGGAGCGGGGCAUGUGGAUGUUUGCAUUUCUCUUUCUGCAGAGCAUCCUGAAUGUUUUUGGUGAAGAUCUACAUUCCAGCUUAUAUUUUGUCAAUGCAUCUCUGCAAGAGGUAGUGUUCUCCAGCACCACAGGGGCACUGGUGCCCUGUCCCGCUGCAGCUGUGCCCCCUGCCGUGCUGCGCUGGUACCUGGCCACGGGUGAGGAGAUCUACGAUGUGCCAGGCAUCAGGCACGUCCACCCCAACGGCACCCUGCAGAUCUACGGCUUCCUCCCCUCCAGUUUUAGUAACCUAAUCAAUGACAACACAUACUACUGCACCGCCGAGAAUCCAUCAGGGAAGAUCAGGAGCCAAGACUUGCACAUUAAGGCCGUAUUUCGGGAGCCGUACACGGUUCGUGUGGCGGACCAGAGAGUCAUGAGAGGCAAUACAGCUGUCUUCAAGUGCAUUAUCCCGGCCUCGGUGGAGGAGUAUGUCUCGGUUGUCUCGUGGGAGAAAGACACUGUCACAAUCGUCUCAGGGUUAAGAUAUAUCAUUACAACCACAGGGGCCUUGUAUAUUCAGGAUGUGCAGUCAGAGGAUGCGGUGAAUAUCUACCGCUGCACAACCCAGCAUCGCUACACAGGAGAGACCAGGCAGAGCAACAGUGCCAGGCUACUCUUAUCAGAGCCUGUGGAUUCUGCUCCAGUGAUUUUGGAUGGCUUUGAGCGGAAGGAGGUCAUGGUUGGUCAUCAGGUGGAGCUCCCGUGUAAGGCGUCAGGACACCCUCCUCCCCGUUACCGCUGGCUACGAGACAACAGCCCUUUGGAGUCGGACAGCCGCUACCACCAGAGCAUUAAGGGUCUGAGGAUCGAGGCCACACAGCUCAGUGACGGUGGCAACUACGUGUGUGAAGUGUGGAACAGCUUUGGCAAUGCCAAGGUGGUGGGGAGGCUGACAGUCAAACAACCCCUGAAAGCGGCGGUGAGCCCUCGUAAGGUGAGGGGCAGCGUGGGAAGUCAGGUUUCUCUCUUCUGCAGUGUCACUGGCUCUGAUGACUAUGAAAUCACCUGGUACAGAAACAGCCAACGCAUCCUGCCGGGCCCCAGUGUCCGCAUCACAGGCCUCAACCAGGAGAACCUGCUGAUGGAGGGCAUGGCCAAGAGUGACGGGGGUGCAUACCAGUGCUUCGCCCGCAGCGGCAAGAUGUCCACACAGGACUUUGUGCAGGUGGUUCUGGAGGAUGGCACUCCUAAGAUCCUGUCAGCCUUCAGCGAGAAAGUGGUCAGUCCCAGUGAGCCCAUCUCUCUGGUGUGCCACGUGAAAGGCACGCCCCUGCCCGCGGUCACCUGGACGCUGGACGACGAGCCCGUCAUCAAGGACAGCCACCAUCGCAUGGAGCGGCUCAUCUCAGCCGAGGGCCACGUGCUCAGCUACCUGAAUGUGUCGCACACGCAGGUGACGGAUGGGGGCGUGUACCGCUGCACCUGCAACAAUUCGGCCGGAUCGGUCACCUACCAGGCGCGAAUAAACGUAAGAGGUCCUGCCAGCAUUCGUCCAAUGAGAAACCUCACUGCCAUCGCUGGGCGGGAUACAUACAUUCACUGCCGCAUCAUUGGCUACCCCUACUACUCAAUCAAGUGGUACAAAGAUUCUAACCUGCUGCCGUUCAACCAUCGGCAGCGUGCCUUCGAGAACAAUGGCACCCUGAAACUUUCCAAUGUGCAGAACUCAGACGAGGGAGAGUACACGUGCUACGUCCUGGUGGACCCUGAGAAGCAGAUCCACAGGAGCGUCCAUGUCACUGUGAAAGUGCCUCCUCUGAUCCAACACUCUGACUCCCAGAGUGCCUCAAUUGGCCAGCGCGUCUUCAUUCCAUGUGUGGUGACCUCAGGUGACCUGCCCAUGACCAUCACCUGGCACAAAGACGGAAAGCCCAUCAACAGCAGUCUGGGCGUCACCAUCGACAACAUCGACUUCACCAGCUCCCUACGCAUCUCCAACCUGUCGGAGAUCCACAACGGAAGCUACACCUGCAUCGCCCGGAAUGAGGCUGCUGCCGUGGAGCACAGCAUCCAGCUUAUCGUCAAAGUUCCACCACACUUCGAGGUCCAGCCCCGGGACCAGGAUGGCAUCUAUGGGAAAUCUGUGAUUCUGAACUGCUCCGCUAAAGGAAACCCAAUUCCCACUAUUGUGUGGAAGCAUUCAAAAGGGGCGGGAGUUCCCCAGUUCCAGCCAAUCGCGCUAAACUCGGGCUCGCGUGUCCAGCUGCUGGAGAAAGGUUCCCUGUUGAUCAAGCACGUGCUGGAGGAAGACAGCGGAUACUACCUUUGCAAAGUCAGCAAUGACGUGGGGGCCGACAUCAGCAAGAGCAUGUACCUCACCGUCAAGAUUCCUGCCAUGAUCACUUCCUACCCCAACACCACUCGUGCAGAACAGGGUCACAUGACGGAGAUGAGCUGCACAACACAUGGAGAGAAACCCAUUAAGGUGCGCUGGGAGAAGGAAUCUCACAUCAUCAACCCUGAUAUGAACCGCUACGUGGUCACCGUCAAGGAAGUGGCCGAUGAGGUCAUUUCCACUUUACAGAUUCUGCACACCGUCAGAGAGGAUUCUGGAUUUUUUUCUUGCAUAGCUAUUAACUCCUAUGGAGAAGACAAGGGAAUCAUCCAACUUAUAGUACAAGAUCGGCCAGACCCUCCAGAGGUGGAGAUCCGCGAGGUGAAGGACCGUACCAUUGCUCUCCGCUGGACAAUGGGCUUCGAUGGCAACAGCCCAAUCACAGGAUAUGAUAUCAACUACAAGAACAAAUCAGCUGCCUGGACGUCGUCCCAAACCACCAAGGAUGUGUCUCCUCAGCUGAAUCAAGCAACCAUCAUCGAGCUCCACCCCGCCUCUGCCUACAACAUCCGCAUGUUUGCCAAGAACCAGAUCGGAGAGAGCAGGCCCAGCAACGAGCUCACCAUCACCACGGACGAGGCCCCACCUGACGGCCCUCCACAGGAUGUGUAUCUUGAAGCAAUAUCAUCCCAGAGCAUAAAAGUUACCUGGAAGGCUCCAUUCAGGCACCUUCAGAACGGUCUGAUCCGGAGCUAUCAGGUGUGCUAUCGGGAGUUUGGAACAGGGGGCAGUCCCCAGUACAACACUAUCAACCUGGACACGACCGGAGACACCGAGACAGUCACUCUGGACAACCUGAAGAAGUACACGCAGUAUGAGGUGCGCGUGCAGGCUGCCAACCGGGCAGGCGUGGGGCCAACGUCAGAGGAGGCCAUCAUCGCCACACUGGAGGACGUACCCAGCCGAGCACCAGAGAAUGUCGUAACCACAGCAACCACCCCGGAGACCAUCUCCCUGUCCUGGUCGCCUCUCCCUAAGGAGGCACUUAAUGGAAUGCUUCUGGGCUACCGCAUCAUCUACUGGGCCAACCUGCCUGAUGGAGAGCUGGGUGAGAUUAAGAACAUCACGACUACUAAACCCUCAUUAGAACUGGAGGGUUUGGAAAAAUACACCAACUACAGCAUUCAGGUGCUAGCCUACACACAAGCAGGAGACGGAGUCCACAGUGAGCAGAUCUACACCCGGACUAAAGAGGAUGUUCCCGGCCCCCCUGCGGGAGUGAAGGCAGCUGCUGCGUCCAGCUCCGUGGUCUUCGUUUCCUGGCUGCCUCCACUCAAGCUCAACGGAGUUAUCCGGAAGUACACUGUCUUCUGCUCCAACCCCUAUCCCACGGUGAUCAGUGAGUUCGAGGCAGCUCCAGACGUGUACUUCCGCCGCGUGACAAAUCUCAACCAGAACUGGCAGUACAGCAUCUGGGUGGUUGCCGUGACAGCAGCCGGCCGGGGCAAUGCUAGUGACAUCAUCACUGUAGAGCCUCAAGCCAAAGCACCAGCUCAUAUCCUUACGUUCAGUGGCACAGUGACCACACCGUGGAUCAGGGACCUCGUUCUGCCCUGCCGAGCCGUUGGAGAGCCUCCGCCUACCGUCAAGUGGCUGAAGGGAACUAACGGUGCGCCUGCUCCUGUCUCCAUCGAUGGCCGCCGUAGUGUCCACAGCAACGGCAGUUUCGUCAUCCGCACAGUGAAAGCUGAGGAUUCUGGGUAUUACAGCUGCGUUGCCAGCAACAACUGGGGCACUGAUGAAAUCACACUCAAUCUGCAGGUUCAGGUGCCUCCGGACCAACCACGACUCACAGUCACCAAAACCACCACCACUUCCAUCACGCUCUCCUGGAUCCCCGGGGACAACGGCGGCAGCUCCAUCAGAGGUUAUAUCCUGCAGUAUUCCGAGGACAACAGCGAGGAAUGGGGUAGUUUUCCCAUCAGCCCCAGUGAGCGAUCGUAUCGUCUGGAGAACCUGAAGUGUGGCACCUGGUACAAGUUUACCCUGACUGCCCAGAAUGCAGUGGGUCCGGGCCACAUCAGUGAGAUCAUCGAGGCUAAAACACAUGGUAAAGAGCCCCAGUUUGCCAAAGACCACGAGCUUUUUUCCAGCAUCAACUCCACACGUGUCGAACUCAAUCUGAUUGGCUGGAACAAUGGCGGCUGUCCAAUCAACUCCUUCACGCUGGAGUACCGGCCGGUGGACACGGCUGUGUGGACCACGGUGCAGCGCACCUCCCUCACCAAGAGCCACGUCCUGUACGACCUGCAGGAGGCCGUGUGGUACGAGCUGCAGAUGAGGGUGGGCAACAGCGCUGGCACGGCCGAGAAGAGGGUCCUGUUCGCCACUCUGAACACGGACGGCAGUACCAUCGCUCCUCUGCCGAAGAUAGUGGACCCCAGCCAGGAGAACCGGCAGGGCACGGAAAGCCUGAAGAUGGUGGUGACCAUUAUCUGUAUCCUGGUGACCAUUGCCACAGUCUUCAUAGCACUGCUGGUUGUGAGGAGGAGGAGAAGGGAGCAGAGACUCAAGAGAUUACGAGAUGCGAAGAGUCUAGCUGAAAUGCUAAUGAGUAAGAACACACGCACACCAGACGCUGGGAACAAACAGCAACAGACCCUCCGCAUGCACAUCGACAUCCCGCGAGCCCAGCUGCUCAUCGAGGAGCGAGACACUAUGGAGACCAUUGAUGACCGAUCCACAGUGCUGCUGACAGAUAAUGACUUUGGGGAGCCAUCGAAGCAGAAGUCCUCCACAGUCACACACACAGUUCACUACCAGUCUCUGUCCCAGGCCACUGGUCCACUGGUGGACGUCUCCGACGCUCGACCGGGUACAAACCCCACUGCCCGCCGUAUGACUAAAGCUGGGCCUGCUGUGCGCAGCCGCUAUGCCAGCCAGUGGACUCUGAACAGACCCCACCCCCAAAUCUCCUCCCACACGCUCACCACGGACUGGAGGGUUCCCACCCCUCGGGCCACAGGCUCUGUUGAUAAGGAGAGUGACAGCUACAGUGUCAGCCCCUCCCAGGACACAGACCGUGCCCGGAGCAGUAUGGUGUCCACAGAGAGCGCCUCAUCCACCUACGAGGAGCUGGCCCGUGCUUAUGAACACGCUAAGAUGGAGGAACAGCUACGUCAUGCCAAGUUCACCAUCACGGAGUGCUUCAUCUCAGAUACAUCGUCUGAGCAGAUGACAGCCGGCACCAAUGACUACACGGACAGUCUGACCUCCAGCACACCGUCCGAGUCGGGCAUCUGCCGCUUCACUGCCUCACCGCCCAAACCGCAGGAUGCCAGCCGCGUCACCAUCAUGGCCGUGCCCAAAGCACACAGACCCGGUGGUGAGCUGGUGCACCUGCCCCCGUAUCUGCGCAUGGACUUCCUGCUAAACCGCGGAGCAGCUUCCUCCAGUCGGGAAGCCAUGGGACAGACCUGCCUGGAGCCACAGAGGAGCCGUGCGGCCAAGCGGCCGGCCGCCCUUCCCCCGACACCCUCGGAGACGCCCUCCACUGCUCCGUCCUCCUCUGGGCCACCAAGCAGGGAGACGGCCCAGCCGUGGCAGCCUGGUGCCGCCUCCACGCUGCCCCACCGCGAGCCAGGAGACCUCCAGACGGCUAAACUCAGCAGCUCCCAGGAAUCACUGCUAGACUCCAGAGGACACCUGAAACAGAGCAACAACCCAUACGCAAAGUCCUACACACUGGUAUAACACAGGACCAUGCAGAUGGACCAGUGUGCACGUCCCUGCACACAUGUGCACACAAACACACACACACACACACACACAUGCAAGCACAUCCACACACACACACACACAUGCAAGCACAUCCACACACACACACACACACAUAAAAGAACUUCUGUAAGAGCCUGUUUCAAAGGUAUAGCUGAGCCCUGUAUAUACAUGUUUCUGAAUUCUAAAAGACUAAAUUGAUGUUUUUCUGUUUUUCUUUUCUCUUUGUCUCCCUCUGCUCCCCUCACCCCUCCACCUCCGCUUGAUUUGGGUUGAUUUUACUUUUUCAUUUACUUAUUUUAAAUCACAUCAUUAUGAAGAUUGCCAAAAUUAUUUAUUUAAAUUGACAGAGGUACUACUUUUGAAUUUAUAUCAAGGAUAAUUCUAUAGUCAUUAUUAUUAUAUAAAACAGAGGAAAAAAUAUCAAAAAAUAAUGAAAAGAAGACAGAGUGUAGAGCACUGCAUGAGCAGAUGUUCUGUUCUUUAUCCAUGACUUUUUUAAUAUUUGGGUGUGAUCAGUGAUUGAGCAGCUGUUCACCAUGACAACAUAUCCAACAAUUCCAGAGUUGCGUGUGAGGACGGUAAGGGCCUCUGGAAUGAGGUGCAUCCACUUUUUCCAGACUUGUCCAAUUGAGGAAUUUUCCACGGACUGCAUGAGGACCUAAAAAUGGUGAUUAGUGGUGAUUAAUGGUGAUUAUGGCUUUGGCUGGAAAAAUCCAAAAUAGAAUUUUUUUUCAUCACAUGAAGGAAUUAUAUAAUGUUAAUAUAACUAUAA
Molecule: messenger RNA, 6966 nt
Organism: Electrophorus electricus (electric eel)
Lineage: Eukaryota; Metazoa; Chordata; Actinopteri; Gymnotiformes; Gymnotidae
Gene: dscamb
Product: Down syndrome cell adhesion molecule b
Biological process (GO): cell-cell adhesion
Molecular function (GO): protein binding
Source: RefSeq, a predicted model, not a curated record